Messenger RNA from Aspergillus aculeatinus CBS 121060, 738 nucleotides. RefSeq lists its product as uncharacterized. The record is from RefSeq and is a predicted model, not a curated record. The transcript has 3 exons. The coding region runs from base 1 to 738 and encodes 245 amino acids. Lineage: Eukaryota; Fungi; Ascomycota; Eurotiomycetes; Eurotiales; Aspergillaceae.
AUGAAGCUCCCCUCGGCUUUCUCCCUGCUUUUCGUUCUGGUAGUGGUGGAGGUGGUAGCGCAGAUCAACUACUCGCAGAACUGUUCCAACAGCAUCGGGACCUGCCAGAACGCUUGCUGGGCAGUCCUAUGCAAUCGCGUGACGCGAACGUUGACCUACGAUUCCAACAGGGCCAACCAGGCCCCCCGCCGCAGGGCAUCGGGCUGCAGCAGGAACCCGUGCAAUAACAGCAACCUUCCCUACCGCAGGUUUGGAAACUCAUGCGACGAGUAUCCCUUCGCCAGUGUCAGGCAGGGCGGAGCAGGGGCCAAGUUGCGCUGUGUUCCUAAAGGCCAGAAUGACAGCCAGGGAGGUCAGCUUUCGGCGUUCUACCGCAACAGCGGAAUCCGGAACGGUCAGAGAAAUGGGGUCACUUUGCGUAAAUACGGGGGAGCACAGAGGCCGACCUGCACGAACGACGGGGGUCAAUUCCAUCUUCGAGGUGGCAGCUUUGUUCUCGGGCGCAGAGGAGGGGAUCUUGAUCGAGAUGUGAUCCCUGCUGACAAUAGCACAAUGGUUGACCAGGCAGGGGAGUGGGAGCCAGUGAGCCUGAGAACCCUUGAAGAUGAGGAUGGCAUCCUCCAUCUCGUCAUCGCUGAAGAUCCAGAUAAUCCGAUCCGAGUGGGAGACGAGGUAUGGACUGAUUCGAAAAAUGGGACUGUCAGACUUGUGCGGGAAGUUCCGAGUAGUGAAACAUGA